Molecule: messenger RNA, 399 nt
Organism: Parastagonospora nodorum SN15
Lineage: Eukaryota; Fungi; Ascomycota; Dothideomycetes; Pleosporales; Phaeosphaeriaceae
Exons: 1
Coding region: 1-399 (132 amino acids)
Source: RefSeq, a predicted model, not a curated record
AUGAUCCUCCCACGCCUCCUCUCCCUCUCACUCCGCGCCACCCAAUUCCUCACCUCCACGAUCGUCCUCGCUCUCGCCGCUACCAUUCUCUCCACCCGCCACACGUAUCCCUCCGAAGACGCCCUCUUCGCCCGCCUCAUUUACAUCCUGAUCAUUGCCGCCCUGUCCCUCGUCCUCAGCCUGCUCUGGAUCCUGCCGACGACCAACGCGAUCGUACACUGGGGCGCCGACUUGCUCCUCGCGGCCGCAUGGUUUGCGGUUUUUGGAAUACUGCAGGGCUGGUUUAGCGGUUGGUUGAGGUGUGGAGGUGGGUGGGCAGGUAAGUUCCAUGUCUUGUGUAGUCGGGAGGGCAAGUGGCUGAUUAAGCGCAGACAUGUGGCGGUGGGGUCCGGGGAAUAA